UAACAUUAUCUUUAUAACGUACCUUGUACGCAAUUUCGGCUGCGGUACCAGCUUCAAGCUCUCUUCAACUACCGACAUUAUCGACGUUUUUCCUUGUCUCUUUCCAUUUUAUAUUGAUACGGCCGCUUUCCAUCAUGUCCGGCUCCCCACAUUCUUCUCUUUCCACGCCGAUUCCACCACCGCGAGCACCUCCUUCUCCUCCAGAAUCGGUCGUCUCUUCAUCUACAGGCUUUCUUAAUCCCAACGCAGGCGAUUUUGUACCAUCUUCUCUACCAAAUUCUCGAUACAAGAUCCAUUCCAACUCUCCAUCUUCUGUAUCUGUACAUUCUUCGCCAGGCUCUUCCUCGACAUCGACCUCAGUUUCGUUGACAUUAGCUCCAUCAAUCUCAACAUUCGCUUCGUUUUCCAGCAAUCCUUCGCUAUCAGAAAUCACGCCUUCGACAACCCAAUCGUCUCGUUCCUCGUACCAUUCGCCGUUGGGCAGCCCUAGCCAGUUCUGGCGCGCUUACAAGCACCGGGACGGGUUGGAGGAAGCAGAGACCGGCUCUUCUGCUUCGGAGGACGCAGGAACGCUUCUCCGCUCACUUCGUAUUGGAAGCCCUUCAGCCACCGCUUCCAUCUCUGACCAUGAGCUGGGCGAGAUCACGGAUGUGACGACGUCCCCCCAUCGAGGUGACCGUGCAUCUCCAUCCGCUCUUCCGUCGUCUCCGGAGGUCUUGCCCGGUGCUCCAUCGAAGAAGGCGAUCUACAUUCCUUUGCCAGACAUCGAAAUUCAUCAAGCGGCUCCGUCUUCAUAUAUGAACAGCACUACGGUAACAGGUAGCGGCUCCGUGCCUGUCCCCUUAGACCAGAAUGUCAAUAGAGAUGAUCUAUACCAAGAUUCCAACAAGACUCCGAACGUGUACAUAAACGGACUACCGCCCAAUUAUCCCGAGGACCAACUCUUCGAGCUUGCUGCACCUUUUGGCCCUGUGAGGAGCGUCAGAAGUUUCACGAGGCACGUAGGGGAGAAGGAGAGUGGAUAUGGGUUUGUUUUAUUCGAGACGAUUGACGCCGCAGAAAAAUGUAUCGAAUCUUUGAGACGCUUCAGGAAUCUGCAUCCAACAUUUUCGAAGCAAGUUCAUAAGAUUCCUGGAACGGCUUACGCCCGGGCCCCGUCUAUCUCCUCCGGUCAUUCAGCCUCCUCUGUUCACGGUGAUGACGAUUCGUUUAAAUCCAAAAUGGAAAGACUUCACGACCCCAAUAGCACAAACCUCUACAUGGAAGGCUUACCAUUGAGCAUUGACGAAUCCUCACUAGGUGCCCUAGUCUCUCCUCAUAGGAUCAAGAGCAGCAGAUUCUUCCAAACAAGGCUCAGUAAUCCUCCGCGAAUCAUAGCCUUUGUGAGACUGGAUACUCGUCUCGGUGCCGAAGAAGUCAUCGAACGUCUGCAUGGACGUAUGGUGAGAGGCUGGAACGACCCCGGGAGCCGGAUUUCCGUUCGUUUUGCCGAUACAUCUGAGCAGCGCGAGUUACGUGACGACGACCAGUCUUCAUCGAGGCUAACUAUUGCCCAAGCUGCUCUCCUGAACCUGCACGGACGAGAACAGUUGCGCUCGCAGGUUCCUUUCACUAUUGGAGGCAGUCGCGGAAACCCUUCCCCCAUCGGCAUUGAUUAUGAUCAGUCCACGUUUGUCAAUCCUCCUUUCCGCGACUUCUCCUCGAAUGCCGCUAUACCAUCUGGAUUUGGCUAUCGAGGCAAUGAUAUACCCAUCAUUUCUAAUACAUCCCUUGCUUCUUCAAGAUUUCCUAUGAGUGGUCGCCUUCAACAGUCACCGUAUGGCCAACUCUCUUCUGCCGCUCAGAGUCAAGAGCUUGCUGCUUUGAUCAAUACUCUUCGUAACAACGGCAGUUAUAGCGGUGCUGAUGAUCAGUUCACGGAUGGACUUGCCCACCAUCGCAGUCUCCCUCAAAUGGCAGGCCUUCGCAGUGCCCUUGGUAACGUCGACAUCAACUUGGGAUACGGUAACCACCCUGUCAUCGGUGGUGGUGUUGCUCAAGCCAGGAAUGGGUUCACCGCAACGGAGGAAUAUAUCUUGCAGGCCCAUGCCGCAGGAAACAAUCUAGCAAACCAGUGUCGUCGCCCAACGGGGUUGGAUCUGUCUCAAAUUCAGGCACAAUGUCAAGGAGAGCCCACCGACUAUAACGUGGGUGUCAGGGGUGUUCGCACAUCAGCUUCCACCAUCUCACGUCCUCAGCUACAGACUCAGCGACAAGACGCAUACCACUCUCCCCGCGUGAUGAACGGUGCUCUCCCUGCGCUACAGGAAGAGUUCCAAUCUUCGUCAGCGAUGCGACAAGGGCAGAACUUUCUACGCGGGCAGACUCGGAAUGGCAACACUCACCAGUCCAACUUGAAUGGCUCUCGUCUACCUGGUGACCGUGACGCUGACCAGAUUCAUUCCCAUGUCUCAUCCUACUCUCAGAACUCCUCUCACGUCCCUUCGCAAUCGUCAAAUCGUAAUCAGCACAUUAACCAGCAGGCUCACGUUCGGUCCUCGACCCUUCCGCACUCUACUUCGACUCCUUCUGCAGAACAACAUCAUUCUCGUCACUAUCAGCACAGCAGCAUGAGUAUUCCAAAAUCGAGGAAUAUCUCCUCGGAAAUUCUACGUGCGACUUCGCAGCGCGUCCAACAACACAGAUACGCAAAUUCUAUCAGCGGCGAAAAUAACGUCCACCCAAACAGCAACCACCUGUUUAGCAACGAUUCUUACACGAGUGACCUGAAAAAUAAUAAUGGUAACUCUGCUAUGCUUCGUCAUCAUCGCAGUAAUAUCCAGGCGGGUGACGACUUCAAGAACGAUUAUGACGCACAUGUAUACCCCCACGGCGUGUUCCCGGACCCUGACCGCGACGUCUAUGACGUCGAGCAGUCAUCCCCGCCUCUUGUUUCGCCCGCCUUGACCUACUCUUCCCGCGGGUCUGGAACUACUCUCAGCCCUACUACGCCGUUUGUUGGUUCGUUCUCGCAGCAGCAAGGUCUGUCUACGGAGGGAGCAUAGUCUUUUCUUAUUUCAUAUAUCGCUAUUACUAUCGCUUGCAUGAAGUUGAGUUUUCCAGGACAUUGUUUAGUAGCUAUUAGCACUGUGUAUCAGCGUACGAAUUACCUCUUUGUUAGUUAGUUAUUUCAAACAGAUUGUAUUAGAAAUUAUUUGUUCCAGUAUUAGCUAUCACAAGUUAUUGAACGGUAAUGGCUCAUAAUAUAUAUGUACAGGUCCCAGCUUUGAGAUGGGUGAUUCGCC
Messenger RNA from Guyanagaster necrorhizus, 3284 nucleotides. RefSeq lists its product as uncharacterized. Gene Ontology annotation, molecular function: RNA binding. The transcript has 8 exons. NCBI's taxonomy places the organism in Eukaryota, Fungi, Basidiomycota, Agaricomycetes, Agaricales, Physalacriaceae. The coding region runs from base 135 to 3044 and encodes 969 amino acids. The record is from RefSeq and is a predicted model, not a curated record.